CUGGUGUCCGUAAAAUAAACACCCUUAUAAAAAUUGAAAUAGAAAGGUUGAACAGACUAUAUAAUGAAAAAUUUUUAUCAUGUAAAAAUCCUUCAAACAUUUGGAAACUUUUCAAUAAACUAACAAGUAAAAAACAAAUGUCCGUUGAUGCUUAUUCUGAUGUAAAUGCUUUAAACAAAUCAUUUAUCAAGAAACAAAUUAAUAUGGUUGUACCUGAUGUACCUAGUCAAGAAAAUGGUCAUUUUCAGGGUUUUGAAGAAAAGGAUGUACUAUUAUGUUUGAAGUCAUUAAAUCCAACACACAGCCUUGGUCCAGAUGGUGUACCAAGCAUUCUUCUCCAAAAGUGUGCAGACAUCUUGUGUCAUCCUCUUACUCAAAUCUUUAACGCAUCAUUUAAGAGGGAAACGGUACCUGCUGACUGGAAAGAAAUCAAGGUUGUACCUGUACAGAAAUCAUCUUCUGGAGCAGGUAUAAAGUUUAGACCAGUCGCUAUAACAUCUCCUUUUUUGAAAACUAUGGAGAAACUUCUUUUGUAUAUUCUUAAACCUUCUUUAAAAGCUUUUAGUGACCCUAAGCAGUUUGCUUAUAAGUGUGGAAGAAGUACAUUAGAUGCAGCCAUUGUACUACACCACAAUAUUGUUUCCUGCCUUGAUAAGGGUGCUAAGUUCGUUCGAACAGCUUUUUUAGACUAUACUGCAGCUUUCGACUCUGUUCCUAGGACACUUUUAUUAGGAAAGAUGAUUUCAGCUCAAACAGAGUCCUGGGCAACUAGAUGGCUGUCUUCUUAUUUUAAGGAUAGGAAACAGCAUACUGUUUUGGCUGGAAAGCGCUCCACUUCCCAGCUAACUGAAAGUGGUGUGCCUCAAGGUGCAGUACUUUCUCCAUUUCUUUUCUCUUUCUUUCUGCAUGACCUUCCGAACUCACCCAAAGUUAACUUCAUUAAGUAUGCUGAUGACCUGACCGUUUCUGUCCCUGUAGUUUCCACAUCGGAUUGUUCCUAUAUGAAUGGCUUCCUAGCUGAAGUUAAGGAUUGGUCUCGCUCAAAUGGUCUUAAACUAAAUCCAACUAAAUGUAACACUGUUGAUUUCAGCUUGAGAAGUGAAAAAGACAUGCAUGGAUUGAUUCAAUCUCAUGAUUGUUGUAAUAUUGAUGGUACCAUGAUUGAGAGUAAGUCAAGUGUUUCUUAUCUUGGCAUUAGUUUCUCGUCAAAUCUUUGCUGGUCGUCUCAUAUUCUUAUAGUUUCUAAGAAAGUUUUCCGUCUGACUUAUUACAUAAAGAAGUUGAGACACUCAGGUAUAACUCAAUCUCUUAUCAUACAAUUUAUUAAUUCAUGUGUUUUGCCCAUCAUUCUUUAUUGUUCUCCAUUAUUCUUCCCUGGGCUACUCAAGAAAGAUCAUAUAAUACUACGAAGAACAUUGAGGGCUGUAAGUAGGGUCAGUGCUAUCCCUUUGACUGAACUGUUGUCAAUAGGCAUAUGAAUUCUUGUAAACACUUAGCUAAAGUUAUCUUAUCUGAUAGUGAACAUCCUCUUUAUUCACAAUUGUUCCCUUGUAUCUCUUCGGGUAAGACCAGAAGAAAUUUUAUAAACAUUUAUGCUCGUACUACAAAAUAUAAAAAUUCGACCGUUCCAUAUUUGGCACGAGUAUUGUGUGAAGAGACAAAUAUCAGAAAAGAACUUUUACAAAUUUUGAAUCAAUAACUAAACUAUAAAAUGAAAUGAUGCAUAUUAAUGCAUGUGUUAUUUGUUAUAUUAUUUAUUUAUUAUUCACUAUGACCUAGAAAUGGUAUGCAUUUGUUGGGUUUUUUUAUUUUUAUUUUUUUUAUUUUUAUUCUUUUAUUAUUUUUUCCUAUUAACUAUCAAUAUUUUAACAUUUUAUACAUUUAUAUAAUUAUAAACAGAGCUAAACCAUUGCAGUAUGUAAAAGAAACGCUGAAAAUUCCAUGCUGUAAAUUGUUAUUGUUGUGGAAUAAAGUGAUUAUUAUUAUUAUUAUUAUGAAGCUUU
Messenger RNA from Trichobilharzia regenti, 2003 nucleotides. NCBI's taxonomy places the organism in Eukaryota, Metazoa, Platyhelminthes, Trematoda, Strigeidida, Schistosomatidae. The record is from the annotation of a GenBank genome assembly.